AUGGCGCAAAACUCGGUGUUCGUCCCUCUCUACUUUGUCUGCGGCGUGCUGGUCGUCGUCGUGUUUCUCGCUUCCGCCGCUGCGAGUAGUGCCUACCGUGUGGCGGAUGACCAUCAACAGCGCAUUGGACGAGCCUUUUCCGUGAUGCCCCGCUUGCCUCCGACGAGCCGUCGUUCGCGCCAGGUGGCUGCGUCUGUAACGCCGCCGCCGAGUCAGGCACGCAUCAAGCUCCAGCCGCCGCAAUUGGAAGCACUUCUGGCCCUGGACCAGGCACUAUUGGCUCUGUGGAAUAACAGCGCGUCAAACGUGUUCUGUGACGAGUGGGGCCGCUUUGCCGUGAAGUGUAACCAAGACGGCAUGGUUACUGGCCUUAACCUCGUGGGCAUGUACCUUGAUGGAACACUCUCUUGCAGCAUCAGUCGCCUCACUGCACUUCAAUCCCUGCGCAUUGGAGAACCCCAGGCUGACUUAUUUCCUUAUGCAUACCUUACCAACACUCCAACAGAUCUUCUAUCACUAUCCAUUGAGCCGCUCCACCUUGACCUAAGUUUCCUUCCCAUCACACGCUUACCGCAAUGGAUCGCUUCCCUCUCCAAGCUCACUUAUUUGGACGUCACCGGAAACUUAAUCGUCCAUCGCUCUGCACCGUUCCCCACCGAAUGGAUGGCACUCACAAGGCUGAAGUCGCUGCGGGCCGGUCUGAAUGGCUUCACUGGCUCGAUCCCCUCCACCAUCUCCGCCCUCACCGCCCUCACCAACUUGGAGCUCUACGGGAACAACAUCUCAGGGAGCAUUCCUGCUGGCAUCAGCAAGCUACUUAAACUGAAUUCCUUGGCGCUUGGCUUUAACAAUCUCACCGGCGCCGUUCCUGGCAUCACUCGUGCACCCCUCUCAUACUUACAGCUGCAAGGCAACACAUUAUCUGGCUCGCUUCCCAACUUCGCGUCGUGGAAAACCCCUCUGCUUCGUAUACUCAACGUCAGCGACAACCAGCUCAGUGGCUCCCUCCCUGACUCCAUCUCCCACCUUACAUUGCUGCAGACACUGGGGCUUGGAGGCAACAAUCUGAGUGGCGUCAUAUCUGCUAGCCUGGGCGGACUUCCUGUUCUUACAUACCUGAACGUGUCGGGCACAGGGCUGACCUCUCCAGACGGCAGCAAGUGCAUGGUGAAGCAGAGCAACACCACCGGCUUCUGCCGCCUCUGCUUCUCCUUCUGCUCCUCCUGCACCCCCCUUGCUUUGUCGGCGCCCACAAAGGAUCCGGCAUGGGUGACAGACGCACCGCCAGCACCGCAGGCACGACCGGCAUCUGGUCCUCGCACGCUCAUUACUGCUGCCAUUAACCACUCUACUGCUGCUGCCAUUGCCGCCGUCUUGCUCCUGGUGUUCGGGAUGUGA
Molecule: messenger RNA, 1398 nt
Organism: Closterium sp. Yama58-4
Lineage: Eukaryota; Viridiplantae; Streptophyta; Zygnematophyceae; Desmidiales; Closteriaceae
Source: the annotation of a GenBank genome assembly